Sabethes cyaneus is the source of this 825-nucleotide messenger RNA. RefSeq names its product homeobox protein unc-4-like. The record is from RefSeq and is a predicted model, not a curated record. The transcript is spliced from 3 exons. Gene Ontology annotation, molecular function: RNA polymerase II cis-regulatory region sequence-specific DNA binding; DNA-binding transcription factor activity, RNA polymerase II-specific. Lineage: Eukaryota; Metazoa; Arthropoda; Insecta; Diptera; Culicidae. Gene Ontology annotation, cellular component: nucleus. Bases 1 to 825 code for a protein of 274 amino acids. Gene Ontology annotation, biological process: regulation of transcription by RNA polymerase II.
AUGUUCGUCAACGAACGCACGAAGGAAAACAAAAAUGUCAAAAUCGAAUCGGAGGAACAUACAACAGUUGCAAAGGAAAAGUCUCCAUUUGUAUCAGUAUUUACAAUUGAAAGCAUUUUAGGGCUUAACUCGCAAAUUCCAAAACAAUCAUUUAAUGAUAAAAUUUUAUCGACAAUUGAAACUCAACCAUCAAAUAAUAGGCCUGAGAACAUACAAAAUAGUCCAACAAAUUAUUUUCACUAUUCUGGAAUAAACACCCUCCAUAAUUCAAGUUCGAUAGAAAUGCCUUUGCUCUCUUCUAACAUAUUAGGAAUUACAUAUCCUUCUUCCUGUCAUGGAUAUAUGCAGCAUGACCUGUUUUCUGCACAACUUCAAUCACCUGUUGGACUAGUCACAUGUGAUGGCGGUUUUCGUUCACGAUAUCCUUUUUUAAAUUCGGAUACUCACAUAAAACGAAAAAGGAGACAUCGUACAAUUUUUACUGAAGAACAGCUGGAACAACUAGAAGCUACUUUCGAUAAAACACAUUAUCCUGAUGUACUACUGCGAGAGAAAUUGGCCGUGAAAGUUGAUUUAAAAGAAGAGAGGGUAGAGGUGUGGUUCAAAAAUCGACGCGCGAAAUGGCGAAAGCAGAAACGGGAAGAACAAGAACAAUUUAGUACUUUUGAAAUAAAUAAUAAAAUAAGGAAAUUUAUUAACAUGCCAGUAAACACACAAGAAAAAUUCCGACAGAUUCAAUCUGAAAUAUUUUCAAAAGAAAAAAAUGCUUGCAGAUUUGAAGAUGUAAGUAUUAGCGAUGAUGCUUCUGACGUCGAGGUAGUAUGA